UCCGCUCGCAGAACAACUUCCAUCCAUUGCGCUGCAUACAAACAUACAAACAUACACACAAUCUCCCUCGCCUCUCUCGAACCCUGACCAACUCUUAACGUCAAGAAAUCCGUAUCCGCACCCAUCACCACAACCGCCACCAACAGCUCCAGACCUUAACAAAUCAAUGCUUCUCCGCACCACCCGCCUCCCAGGCCUUCUCCUCCGAUCUACAAAUCACCACCACCAACACCACUUCUUCUCCACAACAACAGUCAAGAUGACCUCCACCACUCCCGUCGAAGACCUCAUCCGCGCAAAGUUAACGACAGCCUUUACUCCCACCACCCUCCUCAUCCGCAAUGACUCCCACAAACACGCCCACCAUGCCCCGAUGCGCGACUCCACUUCCAAAGAAACCCAUUUCCAUGUAACUAUCACCUCCUCGUCCUUCGCGUCGAAACCCCAGCCUGCUCGACACCGUAUGGUCUAUGGUUUGUUGAAGGAGGAGAUGAGUCGGGAGGGGGGCAUCCAUGCGCUGCAGCUGCGGACGAAGACGCCGGAGGAGGAGCAGCGGGAGAGGGAGAGGGAGGCGCAGCAGCAGUAGUAGAGUGCUAUAGAUGCCAUGGCUGGAUUUAAAGGUAGGUUGGGUUUCUCCUAUGAUCAUUGUCUCAUACAUUUACAAAUAUAC
This is a messenger RNA of Aspergillus saccharolyticus JOP 1030-1, 670 nucleotides long. Its product is annotated as BolA family protein. The record is from RefSeq and is a predicted model, not a curated record. The coding region runs from base 260 to 586 and encodes 108 amino acids. Lineage: Eukaryota; Fungi; Ascomycota; Eurotiomycetes; Eurotiales; Aspergillaceae. The transcript is spliced from 3 exons.